Oreochromis aureus is the source of this 2448-nucleotide messenger RNA. RefSeq names its product geminin coiled-coil domain containing (gene gmnc). Bases 313 to 1596 code for a protein of 427 amino acids. NCBI's taxonomy places the organism in Eukaryota, Metazoa, Chordata, Actinopteri, Cichliformes, Cichlidae. The record is from RefSeq and is a predicted model, not a curated record. The transcript is spliced from 5 exons. Gene Ontology annotation, biological process: negative regulation of DNA replication; negative regulation of cell cycle. Gene Ontology annotation, cellular component: nucleus.
ACUCACCACUGGAGUUUUUCCGCGCCGUGCCUGCAGGGGGGACCCUCAGCUCCGUCCCGACAGCUGACUGCACAGACGGAUCUGCACACGCACACCUGUCUGUGUGAGAGCUGCAGUCGGCUGCAGUCUGGCCGGACCCUCAGCCGGGCAUAGCUUCUUUUGGGACCCGAGCGAGAGUCCGCUGAGCUUUACGCGCAACACGCACUCCGAAAACCCGGGAAGACUUCUGCGCCCCGCGGCUCUCCUGCGCUCUGAGUCUCUGCAGGGAUUCCCCGUCCUCCUCCAUUUCUUCAUCAUCACCAUCACCAUCUCAUGCUCCAGGCCCUGGCUCUCGGCCCAGACACUGUUGACUGUUCCAUGGAAACCCUGGCCUCCGCUUGGGCCCAUGACCCCAUUGACCUCAGCGACCUCAGAGAGCAGUGUGACGAGUCGUCGCCCGAAUGGGAGUCUCAUUGUGUCUUUGACUCCACGCCUCCGGCUGCUCUGAUGUGGACAGAGGAGCUCUCUCCUCACCUCCAGAGAAACAAACAGCUCCAGGACACUCUGCUGCAGAGGGAGGAGGAGCUGGCCAGGCUGCAGGAGGAGAACAACAAGCUCAGAGCGUUCCUCAAUUCCUCCUUUGUGAGAAACCUGGAACAAAAGGCAAAGAAACUAACUGCUGAUGGGAGGAGGAAGGUGAAGAGAAACCUGGCUUGCUUUGACAGUUACUGUGGCGAUCAGCGAGCGGCCCCCCAACAAAUCAGCAAAAGAGUCUGCAGGAACCUCACUGCCAAGUUCUGCUCUGAGUCUUUAGAGACAUCUGCCUGCUCAGAACCAAACCUGGACCUCUGGGUCCUUCGAACUCUGGGACUGAAGGAUCGGGACACCAUCGAUACAUCCGAAGAAUCCUCAUCUGAGUGCAGUCUCAGGAGUUUGGUUUACGAUACUGCCGUCAAUCCAUCCUCAUUCCCAGAAUGCAAUCCCAACUCUUCUUUCAGCCCUCCGGUCAUCACAUCCACACACGCUUCAGUCCACAGUUACUGUCAAAGAGCAACACAUGAAACCAGCUCUAGGUACAGUGCUGCUGAAUGCCAAGAAGCAAACUGUGAAAAUCCUCCUGGGUCAGCUUCAAACUGCCCAGACGACUUCACUGCCACUCGAGUGAGCACACAUUACGAGGUUCCCGAAGCCGUGACCAGGACCUAUAGCGCCCCGUCUGCCGAGACCUGUUCUCUCACUGCCUUCAGUCAACUCCAAACUCUGGAGGGAAAUCCUGCUGACCAUCACUCAUACUGGUCUUCACUACAAGAAACCCAGACACCAUCACAAGACACAAUCCAGUUCACCCCACCAGCAGAAAGAGUCUUUUCCUCCCCCGUGUUGCCUUCAGGUCCAGACCAACCCAGGACUUCUGCUAGUGGCUGCAUUCCAACGAGCCCAUGUCAUCCUCCGGCAGCACCACAUACGCCUCGCAACCGGACAGAUUUGGCAUUCAGCAUGUCCCUCAGUCCAUCCAGCAGUGUCAAGACCCACAGCUUCCCCCAGGGACAGGCCUUUGUCAGAAAGGACAUGGAGGGCCGGUGGAACUUUACCUGGGUUCCCAGACAAGAACCAUAGGAAACCAGAUGGUCCUCACUCUGAAAGACAAUCAAAAGCCUCACAUUGUCUUACUGCAUAAACAUCUCAGGCUGAUCCUUUAGAAAAGCACAUUCAAGUGGACUCACUAUGGCUUUUAGACAAUGUUCUGGACUGAGUAUCAAAAAAUGCCUUGAAGGACCCUCAGGUUAAUCUUGAAGGCCACACGGACAGAUGUUUAAACAGUUCAGAGACCUAUGACAUCAAAGCUUGAAGGAAACACCUCUUUAACUCGCCUUUAUGAUGCUCAUAUUACUGACGAUUACUUGAUUGCAUUCUGUUUACUCAAUAAUCCAAAAGCUAAGAGUACAGUAGCAACUGGAAAAGAAAAACACGAGCCUGAGCAACCAAACCAUUUUAUUAAUGGUAUCUAAUGAAAAAACUUAAUCUUAACUUAAUGAAACAUUCAAAUUAACAAAACUGCCUAAAAUAACACCUGUAUGCUGACGUAUGCGUUUAGUCUGUAUUUUAAACUGCCACAUAAAAAUAAUAGUAAUGAAACUUUUGCUGCUUUGUGUCUGUAUUUUCUACAUACAUAUAUGUAUAUCACAUGAAUGUCAGCGAGGGACCAGAGCCAUUAUGACCAGAUGAUGAGUUCAUUUCUGAAAUCUUGUUGGCUCCUGCGAGUUAGCUGAGGACCUACUGACUAUGGUUCAAUGAGAGACUUUUAAAUGGACCAAGGCAUUGAAAAUGUGCCGAAGCCAACAUUAAGCCCUGGGGCUGGAAAUUAAGCCAAAUCCAAAGUGCCAAAAACUGCAGUUCCUCUAAUGUCCACCAGAGGCUCCAAAAAUGAGGCAGUCACCCCCCCUUUAAGUCAGACAUCAUUAGCCGUUU